Mastomys coucha (southern multimammate mouse) is the source of this 3929-nucleotide messenger RNA. RefSeq names its product membrane bound O-acyltransferase domain containing 2 (gene Mboat2). Gene Ontology annotation, biological process: lipid modification. Lineage: Eukaryota; Metazoa; Chordata; Mammalia; Rodentia; Muridae. The transcript is spliced from 13 exons. Gene Ontology annotation, cellular component: membrane. The record is from RefSeq and is a predicted model, not a curated record. The coding region runs from base 102 to 1661 and encodes 519 amino acids. Gene Ontology annotation, molecular function: acyltransferase activity.
GGGCGCGCCGCUGCAUCCCCAUCCUCGGCGUAGCUCAGCACAGAGCGAGCGAGCAAGCGGCGACUGGCCGGAGCGGGCGGGCGCAGCGCCGAGGCCCGGCCAUGGCCACCACCAGCACCACGGGCUCCACCCUGCUGCAGCCCCUCAGCAACGCCGUGCAGCUGCCCAUCGAUCAGGUCAACUUUGUAGUGUGCCAACUCUUUGCCUUGUUAGCAGCCGUUUGGUUUCGAACUUAUCUACAUUCAAGCAAAACUAGCUCUUUUAUCAGACACGUAGUUGCUACCCUUUUGGGCCUUUAUCUUGCAUUUUUUUGCUUUGGAUGGUAUGCCUUACACUUUCUUGUACAAAGUGGGAUUUCCUACUGCAUCAUGAUCAUAGCAGGAGUGGAGAGCAUGCACCAAUGUUGCUUUGUGUUUGCUUUGGGAUACCUCUCAGUGUGUCAAAUUACUAGAGUCUAUAUCUUUGAUUAUGGACAAUAUUCUGCUGAUUUUUCAGGCCCAAUGAUGAUCAUUACUCAGAAGAUCACUAGUUUGGCUUACGAAAUUCACGACGGGAUGUUUCGAAAGGAUGAAGAACUGACUCCAUCGCAGAGGGGAUUAGCUGUGAGGCGCAUGCCAAGUCUCCUGGAGUAUGUAAGUUAUACCUGCAACUUCAUGGGCAUCCUGGCAGGCCCGCUCUGCUCCUACAAAGACUACAUUGCCUUCAUCGAAGGCAGAGCAUCCCAUGUGGCGCAUUCAAGUGAAAACGGAAAAGAAGAGCAGCAUGGAAAAGCAGAUCCAUCUCCAAACGCAGCAGUUACGGAGAAGCUCCUGAUCUGUGGACUCUCCUUAUUAUUUCACCUGACCAUCUCCAACAUGCUACCCGUGGAGUACAACAUCGACGAGCAUUUCCAAGCCACUGCGUCGUGGCCGACCAAAGCCACCUAUCUGUAUGUCUCUCUCUUGGCUGCCAGACCUAAGUACUAUUUUGCAUGGACCUUAGCUGAUGCCAUUAACAAUGCAGCGGGCUUCGGUUUCAGAGGAUAUGACAAGAAUGGAGUGGCUCGCUGGGACUUAAUUUCCAACUUGAGAAUUCAGCAAAUAGAGAUGUCAACAAGUUUUAAGAUGUUUCUCGAUAAUUGGAAUAUCCAGACAGCUCUUUGGCUCAAGAGGGUGUGUUAUGAACGAGCAACCUUCAGUCCGACAAUCCAGACAUUCGUUCUCUCUGCCAUUUGGCAUGGGGUCUACCCAGGAUACUAUCUAACAUUUCUGACGGGCGUGUUAAUGACGUUAGCAGCUCGGGCUGUGAGAAGUAACUUUAGGCACUAUUUAGUGGAACCCCCUCAACUUAAGUUAUUUUAUGACAUCAUAACAUGGAUGGCCACACAGUUAACAAUAAGUUACACGGUUGUUCCAUUUGUGCUUCUCUCCAUAAAACCAUCGUUCACGUUUUACAGGUCCUGGUAUUACUGCUUUCAUGUCUGUAGUAUCUUAGUGUUGCUGUUGCUGCCUGUGAAAAAGUCUCAAAGAAGAAAGAGCACACAGGAAAAUGUUCAGCUGUCACAGGCCAAAAAGUUUGACGAAAGGGAAAAUUCUCUGGGACAGAACAGUUUUUCUACGAUGAAUAAUGUUUGCAAUCAGAACCGAGACACUGGCUCCAGACACUCGUCACUAACGCAGUGACUGGGGGAGCACAUGAUGGCUGUUUCCCGUCUGUGAACAGAAGUUAGUCGUGAGGUAUUUGCAGAGCCUCCUGUUUAAGGAAGAGAGACUAAUAAUUGGGUGGAAAGGGAUGGUCUCGGAUAGGGGGUUUCCUAUACACUAGAUUGGAAAUGGAAUGAAAUAACCCCUCCCAUGCCAUGUUCCUGUGGGUCACGCCUUAUACAAAAUCUUCCCAUAUUUCAAUAGGGCACUCUGACCUCAGCAUCUGCCCUCAAGGUCAUGUGUGCACCUGUUGCUGAAUGUACACUGCAUAUCCCAAGGCACUGAAGAGGUGGAAAAAUAAUCAUGUCAAUCUGGAUGAUUAACUUUUUCCAAAUGAAUGCCUUGCCUUAAAUCUUCCGUUUCCUAAAAUGUUGUUCCCGGAUGGUAUUUUCAAGUGUUAUAUUGUGAGAAGACGAUUUCAAUAUUCGAUAUGGUGUCCUGCAGAGAGGAUUGAGGGGGAAGUCUAAAACCAGAUAUUUAAGAUCGUGGGUACUUUCAAAAGGCAAUAAACAUCUCAGUAUUCGAAGGGUUUUCUUAAGGUAUCUUAGAGGACUGUGUGCAUGGUGGAACUGUCAGCAGUCAGGGCUUAAUUACAGGUAGCUUAUUCUUCUGGGAGCUUAAUUACCUGGUGUCAGUCAAGGGCCUUCCAGGAGGACUUUCUUAAACAUAAUUAAAGGUUGGCAAUGUGAUAUUUUAGGCUUAUUUUCUUAAGAAAAAAAAAAACAAUAAUAAGAGGGAAGAUGAGGUAAGCAGGCCAGAAUGAGGAGAGCAUCCUAUGUCCUGGAGCCAGCCCAGCGGCAGAGGGCUUCCCCCUUCUGUGUCCGAGACCAGUGUAACUGGAUAGGACACAACAGCUUACUAUUGAUAACACUGUGGACUUCUCUGAAGAAAUCUCUCAAGCAUAAAUUACAUAGAGUUAGAGGGGGUUAUAAGAGUAACAGGGAUAGAUGAUUUGAAGAUUUUGAAAGAAAUCUCUAGUAAUUAAGGUUCUUGUAUGGUUCAUCAGUUUCUUAUUCCUGUCCCUUUCAUUGCUAUUUGGGAAAGAUUUAGGGAAAAGAAAGCUUAGUUGAUGAGUCUAAAUGACCUUUUUUUUUUUUUUGAAAUUAAUAAAUUAGUUUCUAUACUCUUUAACUUCAUGCAUUAAAAUUCUUCCAUUAAACUCUUGUUAAAAUGGGUAUUAGAUUCUAUCAAAACAAAUGCGUGUUUUCCUCUUAGGGGGCCACUCUUGCCUUGAGUGACUGGGUGUGUCUUUAAUUACACAGCAGUGUGGCGUGGGCUACAGCAGCUGUAAGUAUGGGGUGGGUUUGAGGCCACAGAACUGAGCCUGAGACCAGAGAGAGGAAGGCGGGGCCUUUGGACCUCACUGCCAUCUGACCAGUCUUUUUUUGUGUGAAAUUUGUUUUGGUUUUGCCUUAAAUUUUCAAACAAAAUGCAAGUUGUCAGUCUACAAUGAGUUUGGUUCUGUUGGUUUUUGUAACUAAUACAUUGUAAGUAAAGUUAAGGAAGAAGCAGCAAUGCUGGUGGAAACCUAAAGAUGUCAGAGGAAGAAGAAAGGUGCAGGUGCCAGCCUGGUGUCCUAGGAGCUGGGAGCCAUAUGUGGCAUGUUUGCUUUUCUGAAGGCAGGUUGCAUCUGAUGGGGAAAGUCUGCUCCUGGCCUCUAGAGUCCUCCCCAUUACUCCUCCCCAGGAAACGGCUAGUAAAUACCUUUUCUUAGUUUUCUUUCCUGUGUGUUGAGAUCAAGCUAGCUGUAGAAUUUGGGGAGAAAGAAAAGUGUAUUUAUGGAGAGUACUUGCCCCCAAAUGCUUCUUCGAUUUCAUGAACUUGGUAGAGAAUCCAGUCACCGUUAGGACAGCGGUCAAGAAAGACAGCCCUCGCGCUUCCUAGGUGAAGCCAGAGCAGCUUUAGACGCUGCUGCAGGCUUGAUCCAUCUCUCCAGCCACUCACAGAUGACCCCAUUUCUAUCUGCUACCCCGACAUACUCCGUUUCUAAACUUACACAUUGAGUCACCGUUGCCUGUCUCCUCGAAAUGAAUUUAUAAUCGUAGUGUACUAUCAUCCAAAGAGCAAGGCAGCUGGUCACUACUCUCCUUCCCGGCACAUACACAGCAUUCCAACUUGACUGAUCUUCUUUUUCAUUCUUCUUCAGCUACUAGCUACAUUCAUGAGAUCAUUUUUUGAUAGCUGUCUUCUAAUUUGGAGACAUAAUCAGAACGCCAUCUAAAAUGAAAUAAAUCAAAUUCUCAUUUU